CUGUGUCCGCAGCAGGUCCCCGCUGCCCCGCGGCCCCCUCUCUGUAUGUUGCCGGACCGUCGUCAGCUCGUCCCGGGCGCCGUGUGCUCGUCCCUCGUCCUCGGGUCUCAGUACUCUCCUCUCCCGCCGGCCUACCGCCAACCCUUCCCGUACCUGUACCCUCCGUCGUACAGCCACGCCCCCGCGCCCCGUCCGUUCCUCCCCGCCCCCCCGAUGCCCCACACUCACUACCCGGCCCCUGGGCUGGGUGUCACGUACUCCGCUCCGUACUCCUCUCAGCCCCACCUGUACUCGCACGUCCCGUCCCGGCCGGUGUCCCCGCCCGUGUACCCGACCCCGUACUACCCCCGCGCCCAGCUGUACCGCUCCCCCCAGAGGAGCGUCCGUCCCCCGCCGGGCUUCACCCCGGAGCCCCGUGAGAACGCCCCUACCCCCGCGUCCCCGCCGCCCGCCGCCGACCCCUCGCCGGGGAGGCCGUGGCUCCCCCGGAACAGAGUAUCGUACGAUAAUGUAAAUAAAAAUCAAUUUUCUUUAAAACGUUUUGAAUCGUUACGCACAGGUGAUGCCUUAGGUGACGCUGCUGUGUCGCCGGAGAACGGCAUGUGUGUCCGUAGCGCGGACUGGACCGUUUGGAUAUAA
Molecule: messenger RNA, 639 nt
Organism: Danaus chrysippus (African queen)
Lineage: Eukaryota; Metazoa; Arthropoda; Insecta; Lepidoptera; Nymphalidae
Source: the annotation of a GenBank genome assembly